Messenger RNA from Dermacentor andersoni, 2360 nucleotides. Lineage: Eukaryota; Metazoa; Arthropoda; Arachnida; Ixodida; Ixodidae. The record is from RefSeq and is a predicted model, not a curated record.
CACGCUACGGGCGGUGCGCCGGCUUCUGUUUUCGUUUUUCUCUGUGCACGGUGUUAGCGACCUCGUUGUGUUAUGCGUGGCUGCUGUUGACCAAGUUGGCAAAACGCAGGUCACCGGUGCGACGACAUCAUUGGCGUGAGGGGCGUGCAAUUUCGGCACACCGGAAGGCCUCUGGUUGAGACCACCCACCAAUUUCCUCAACUACAGCCACCAUGGGUGUCGGUGAUGCUGAAGACAGCAGAGAUGGUGCCAGGAGGGGUAGCCAUGUGUCGAGGCAGCAUGCUAUAGUGUACCAGCCUACAGAUGCUCCGGCAUGCCCGCAGUGCCGCAUGCUGGAUGUGCCGUUCUUCGACACCGAUUGCCCUAACUGUCUCAACAUCCUGCACAGCGAGGACACCACUGUGCCAGAGAUCUUUGCCAUCCUUCGCCAGUGGGUGCCACGCACCCAGAAGGACAUCAAGACACUCUGUACCGAGGUUUUGAAGCGUGGGGCUCACGUCAACGAUCGUGACGGCCUGACAGACAUGACACUUCUGCACUAUGCCUGCAAGUCCGGGGCCACUGGUGUUGGUGAUCUGACGAGCUCGACGCAAACUGUGGGCAUACUUCUGGAUUAUGGUGCAGAUCCUACAUUGCGCUGUCGUUGGACAGACAUGGCCCCGCUUCAUUAUGCCGCAUACUUCGAUGUUCCUCCUGUAAUUGAAUUGCUGCUGAAGGCAACUAAGAGGUCGGACAUUGACAGCCCCUGCCAGGUGUUUGAUGGUGGCACGCCACUCCACAUAGCAGCGGCUACUCUCUGUCUGGGAGCUGCUCAGACCCUUGUGGACUGUGGUGCCAGUUUGACCAGUCUGGAUAGCUUAGGGAGGAUUCCCUUUGAAUGUGUUCCGGAGAUGAGGAAAGGUGAAGCACUUCCUAGCGAGGUCAGCAUGGCGUGCAACAUGCGCGACCUGCUUCGCUGUUCGCUGCCCCCUGGAGUCCACAGCUCCGACGGCAGCGGGCAGCAACAGGAGGCAGCCCCUUCCCCAUCAACGGGGCGCGUCUUGCUGCAGUCACUGGGGCUCAAGAUUGGCGACAAAGUCACUGUGGGUGGCUCUAAGGUUGGCACCCUGCGCUAUUGUGGGACCAUCCAUUUUGCCACUGGUAUCUGGGCAGGCGUGGAGCUGUGUAACCCGCUCGGCAAGAAUGAUGGCUCCCUCGGUGGGGUCUCUUACUUCCAGUGCCCAAUGAAUCAUGGGAUAUUCGCUCCAAUAACGAAGAUUCAGAAGUACGACGGCGGCACUCAAGUAGACACUGUAUCAUCACCUACAAAAGCAAGCCGGCCACCAAAGAGUAUUUCGUACCCGAAGGUGGAUGUGUCUCAUGUUUCCUCAAAAAUUGAGACUGGUCUGUCAACACUCAGACAAAAGCAGCACCUUUAUGACCGCAAGAACAACAAGCUCUCCAUUGGAGAUUCUGUCGUCGUGGGGCAGAGAAAAGGCGUGGUGCGUUUUCUCGGCGAAACUCAAUUUGCUCCAGCACAUUCCGAGCAACCGUCGCCCGAACGCACAGGGUACUGGUGCGGGAUUGAGCUGGCCAAGCCUGAAGGCAAGAACAACGGGUCCGUCAACGGGGUCACUUAUUUCACAUGCCCCCCGAACCAUGGUGUCUUCGCUCAACCUUUGAAGGUCAAAUGGAUACCUCCAGGAACAGAUGAGGAAGCAUCUGACCUGGACUCAUUGGUUGAUCUGAACACAUCCAUCAGCCGAAGCUCCACAGAUGGUGAUUCGGGUGGUAGCCCCGCAUCCCAGAGGUCAACUUCCACUGAUAAGAAACCACCCGCAAAGUCACAGCAUGCUAAAACAGUGCAGACCGUGCUCAAGAAGGGCUGCUGGCUGACAGUGGGGAUGAAUGUGUUUGUCUGCAAUGAGCUUGGCGUUAUCCGGUACAUCGGUCCAGUGCACUUUGAGGAAGGCACCUGGCUCGGUGUGGAACUGCGUGGGCCCACGGGUAGGAAUGAUGGCAGCGUCCAAGGGAGGCGCUAUUUCACGUGCAAGCCAAACCAUGGUCUCAUUGUCCGGCCCAACAAGGUCACGGUGCGGGGCAUCAAUAGCGCCAAGUUGUUUGAAGAGCAGCCACACUCUUGAGAAUGGCUUUUAGCUUACUUUGAGCACAUGGUAGGCCUGAUUCUGCCUUUUUAGGGGCAGGGAAUUGGAUGGCUAUUCAGAGCCGGGGAUUGCAAUUUUGCAUGACUUAACUUGUGGCAAUACCAGAGGACUCCCCCCAAGACAACCAUGAGAAGGGACCUUGAAAACAUGUUGCAUAGGUCUUGUUGGAAGUUCUUAACAGAAGUUCACUGAUAUAUAUAUAUAUAUAUAUAUAUA